AUGGGAAGGGGUAGGGUUCAGCUCAAGCGGAUCGAGAACAAAACAAGCCAGCAAGUCACGUUUUCCAAGCGGAGAACGGGACUUCUCAAGAAGGCGCACGAAAUCUCUGUUCUUUGUGAUGCUCAAGUCGCUUUGAUUAUGUUCUCUACCAAAGGCAAACUUUUUGAGUAUUCCUCUGAACGCAGGAAUGAGUCAUCAGAACUAGUGAAAGAAAAAACAGAACAAGUCUCGAAGAACAUGGAAGACGUGUUGGAACGUUACGAGAGAUAUGCCCAUACAACACUUACUGGACCUAACAAUGAAUCGCAGGGUAAUUGGUCUUUCGAAUAUAUCAAGCUCACAGCUAAAGUUGAAGUCUUGGAGAGGAACGUAAGGAAUUUCAUGGGAAAUGAGCUGGAUCCCUUGAGUUUGAAAGAGCUUCAGAAUUUGGAGCAGCAGCUUGACACAUCUCUGAAGCGCAUUCGGACAAGAAAGAAUCAAGUUAUGAAUCAAUCCAUCUCAGAACUGCAUAAAAGGGCAAGGACAUUACAAGAGCAAAACAGCAAGCUAACAAAGAUGAAGGAAAAGGGAAAGACUUUGAAUGAAAGUCCACAGAGCGUCCCGGAAACUCUUGGCCAAAAUUCAUCCAACCUCAACUUAUCUUCUCCACAGCUAUUUCCACCACAAAGACUUGUUCCUUCUUUAACUCUCAGCGGGACAUUGCAAGGAAGAGGAAUGGUGGAUGAAACAGGUGAAGCUCAGAGAGUUCCAACAGGAAAUUCUCUGAUCCCACCAUGGAUGCUGCGAGUCUGA
This is a messenger RNA of Sphenostylis stenocarpa, 792 nucleotides long. NCBI's taxonomy places the organism in Eukaryota, Viridiplantae, Streptophyta, Magnoliopsida, Fabales, Fabaceae. The record is from the annotation of a GenBank genome assembly.